GCGCUACGCGUAUCGUUGUGAGGGGGGGAGGGGGAAGGAAAGAGGGAGGCGCUCAGCCUCCGGCGGUUCCUGGUGUCCCGUUGGCGGAGGCAGUUCGGGGCUCGCGAAGACGGCGGUGUUGCGCUGUGCGAUGUCGGAGUUACGAGUGGCAGGACCCAGCCCAGCGACAAUGCCUGGCGGAGCGGGCGGCCCCAUAGUCUCCGGCCCAGGGGGGACCUGUGGGCCUGGCCCAGCGCCGCCGCUGCCUUCGCCUGGGCCCGGUGGUGGAACUGGCGGCGGCGGCGGAGGAACACUGGGCCCUGGGGGACCGGCCCCAGGGGGGGUGACAGGAGCUCCAGGGGGGAGCUCUGCUUCCGCUUCCGGGUCCACUAGCUCCACUUCCGGAUCAGCCCGCGAGGGCUGGCUUUUCAAAUGGACCAAUUACAUCAAAGGGUAUCAGCGGCGCUGGUUCGUUCUGAGCAACGGGCUCCUAAGCUACUACAGAUCAAAGGCAGAGAUGCGACACACAUGCCGUGGAACCAUCAACCUGGCCACGGCUAACAUCACUGUGGAGGACUCCUGCAACUUCAUCAUUUCCAAUGGAGGGGCACAGACUUACCAUUUGAAGGCCAACUCAGAAGUUGAGAGGCAGCGCUGGGUCACAGCCCUGGAAUUGGCCAAGGCCAAAGCUGUCAAGAUGCUGGCAGAAUCAGAUGAGUCAGGUGACGAAGAAACAGUAUCUCAGACGGACAAGACGGAACUGCACAACACCCUGCGCACCCUCUCCAGCAAGGUGGAGGAUCUCAGCACCUGCAACGACCUGAUUGCCAAGCAUGGAACAGCCUUGCAACGUUCGCUUAGUGAACUGGAGACCCUCAAGCUGCCUGCUGAGAGCAACGAGAAGAUCAAGCAGGUCAACGAGCGUGCCACGCUCUUCCGUAUCACUUCCAAUGCCAUGAUCAAUGCUUGCCGAGACUUCCUGAUGCUGGCCCAGACGCACAGCAAGAAGUGGCAGAAGUCUCUUCAGUAUGAGCGGGACCAGCGCAUCCGUUUGGAAGAGACACUAGAGCAGCUGGCUAAGCAGCACAACCACCUGGAAAGGGCCUUCCGUGGAGCUACAGUCCUACCAGCCAAUGCACCUGGCAGCAUGGAUUCUUCUAAAGAUCGAUGUUGCCCAUCAAAGGGAGAUAUGAGUGAUGAAGAUGACGAUAAUGAGUUCUUCGAUGCUCCUGAGAUCAUUACCGUGCCUGAAAGCAUGGGCCACAAACGAACAGGCAGUAACAUCAGUGGUGCUAGCAGUGAAAUCAGUCUCGAUGAGCAGUAUAAACACCAGUUGGAGGACACCAAAAAGGAGAAGAGAACCCGAAUUCCUUACAAACCAAACUACAGCCUGAACUUGUGGAGCAUCAUGAAGAACUGCAUUGGCAAGGAACUCUCCAAAAUCCCCAUGCCAGUUAACUUCAAUGAGCCCCUAUCUAUGCUGCAACGCCUCACAGAGGAUCUGGAAUAUCAUGAGCUGUUGGAUCGGGCAGCCAAGUGUGAAAGCUCCCUGGAGCAACUCUGUUAUGUGGCUGCCUUUACUGUAUCGUCUUACUCCACCACAGUCUUCCGCACUAGCAAGCCAUUCAACCCUCUCUUAGGGGAGACAUUUGAGCUAGACCGGCUGGAGGACAAUGGCUACCGUUCCAUCUGUGAGCAGGUCAGCCACCAUCCUCCAGCUGCUGCCCAUCAUGCUGAUUCCAAGCACGGCUGGACCCUUCGUCAGGAGAUUAAAAUCACCAGCAAGUUUCGUGGCAAAUAUCUCUCAAUUAUGCCCCUUGGUACCAUCCACUGUAUAUUCCAUGCAACUGGCAAUCACUACAGUUGGAAAAAAGUCACUACCACAGUACACAACAUCAUAGUGGGCAAAUUGUGGAUAGACCAGUCUGGUGAGAUUGAGAUCCUGAACCACAAGACUGGUGAAAAGUGUAUUCUCAAGUUUGUUCCUUACAGCUACUUCUCGAGAGAUGUGGCCAGAAAGGUCACUGGAGAGGUGUUAGAUGCUUCAGGAAAAGUGCACUUUGUAUUGUUGGGCACCUGGGACGAGAAGAUGGACUGCUUCAAGGUGACAACUAGCUUGGAGAAUGGUGGUGACAGUCGGCAGAGAUUGCACGAAGCAGAGGACAGCAGGGUCAUGCUGUGGAAGAGGAACCCACUCCCGAAGAAUGCUGAGAACAUGUACUAUUUCUCUGAGUUGGCUUUGACACUCAAUGCUCCAGAAAGUGGUACAGCGCCCACAGACAGCAGGCUCCGGCCUGACCAGCGUCUCAUGGAGAACGGGCGCUGGGAUGAAGCCAAUGCAGAGAAGCAACGCCUAGAGGAGAAACAGCGCAUCUCCCGCAAAAAACGUGAAGCUGAGGCCAUGAAGGCAACAGAGGAUGGAACUCCCUAUGAUCCCUAUAAGGCAUUGUGGUUUGAGCGGAAGAAGGAUCCUGACACCAAGGAGGUGGCCCAUAUAUACAGAGGAGGCUACUGGGAGAGCAAAGAGAAACAGGACUGGAGCAUGUGCCCCGAUAUCUUCUGAGCUGGACGCAGCAGGACUAUUAAUGAGGACUGAGGGAAAGAAGUGGGUAGUGGAAGGAUGGAAGGGGAGCAGCUGAUCAUGUGACUUUCCUGCCUAGUGCUUUCCUCACCGAAUCUGUCUGUCUUAACCAAUCACUUGUUUUGAAUCAAUCACCCAAAGCAGAAUCCAGCUGUGGUGAUUGGCUGGGUUGCCUUAGCUGAUUGAAGCUGAAGUUGGUGUCUGGAUUCCUGGAUGGCUGGGGACUAGUAGGAGUAGAGGACUGCACCCUCCCAUUCCCCUGCCACAAGAGAGCAUCGCUCUGCUCACAGCUGUACAAGUUUGGGGAAGAAGAGGGGGAGCAACACUAUGCUUAUAUGGAUUGGCCCCCUUUUCUACUUCCAGAUAGGGACAGGCAAAUGGUAUGUAAAGACCGUGAAUGUGUGCACAAAGAGAAUAGUUGGAGAAGAUAUAGGGAACUUCCUGUAGUUUUGAUCCUAAGGAUUGCGCUCUUAUUUUUUCUUCCCAAACUGUGUGCAGCACCCUACUUGCAAGUAAGAUUUCUGAAGCAUUGGUUGGAGAGAUAGGUGGAAAACAGUUCUCUCCAGGAGCCAUCGUCUCUUUUCGUUCAGGCAGGUAGCAGAGCAACUAGUUGUGUCCUAGAGAGGGGGUGCGGGGUGGUGGUGGGUGGAACUUGCUCUAGUUCACUGGAACCCUCCUUGUGGCGUCACCAGCUAUUCAUACGAUGGUAAGAAAUAAAGCUUAUAGUUCUCCCUUCCCACACUAGACUUCAGCAUCUUCCCCACGUACACUUGGACGGGAACUGACAGUGCAGGAUACAGGCUCCCUCCUGGCUAAAGCCCCUGGCCUAAAGCAACCUCUGGCUUACUGCACACCUGUUUAUAUGUAUAUUAUAUAUAUGUAGAGAGUGAAAAAAAAGAGAGAUCUAAUUUUUGUUCUGAUUUUUUUUUCUGUUUUCUCCAAACCUACAGAUCCCAUUUUGUAACACUUGCCCCCUCCUGUCACCCCUCCACUGCCACCAGAUCCAGGGAGAUGCUCUGCAGACAAUGUGUCAAUGAAUAAUGGCUUAUCUUGCCUUCUGUAAAAAAAAGAAAAAGAAAAAGUCCUAUCUGAGACACAGACAGAGCUCAGUGGCAUCAUUCUUAAGGCUCCUCACUGUGCAGGCAUAUGCCAGUUGUCCAGAGAUUCACUUGUGAAAUCAGGAGGUUGUGGGAACGUCCUUGGGAUAGCUCUGCUCACAGCUGCCAAAGCUGGAUCCCAAGGUUGAAAAGGUGCUGCCUCUGCGUAAAAGUGGACAAGGGCACUGAGGCUGCCCAAGCAAGGCCCACACGGUGGGGGUGUGGUGGGGGGUGUGGACUAAAUGGCAGCCCCUGCCCUUGGCUAAGGUUGACACAAUGAGGUGCCUUCUGUGUUUCCUCUCUUCUUUCUCUUUGUAUUUUUCUUUCACUUCUAAACUUUAGCCACUGAAGGGCUAAGGCGACAACGGUUCUGCCCAGGGCUGCUUGUUGGUGAGAUGGAAUCAUUUUGCUGGCUGGGGUUGAUAAGGCCCUGAGCCCUGCCUUCCCAGCAACAGGUGACAGUGCUGCUCAGUGGGAAAGAAAGGGGCUUUGGGUGGGGUCUCUGUGCUAUUUGCUGCCAGUCCCUGUUAUGAAGCCUGUUUCCUGCAGCUUCUGGAGACUGACACAUCUUUGAUAAUGGCAGGCUUUAAACAAGAGAGAGAGAAUAUCCCUGCAAUUCUAUUUUUGGGAUUUUUUUGCCUUAUUGUCUUUUUUCCAAGAAAACUAAAUUAAAUAAUAAAACCUGAAAUAUCCAAGA
This is a messenger RNA of Rhineura floridana, 4354 nucleotides long. RefSeq names its product oxysterol binding protein (gene OSBP). The transcript has 14 exons. The record is from RefSeq and is a predicted model, not a curated record. Gene Ontology annotation, molecular function: sterol binding. NCBI's taxonomy places the organism in Eukaryota, Metazoa, Chordata, Lepidosauria, Squamata, Rhineuridae. Bases 131 to 2542 code for a protein of 803 amino acids. Gene Ontology annotation, cellular component: membrane; cytosol; intracellular membrane-bounded organelle.